Molecule: messenger RNA, 3120 nt
Organism: Myxocyprinus asiaticus (Chinese sucker)
Lineage: Eukaryota; Metazoa; Chordata; Actinopteri; Cypriniformes; Catostomidae
Product: alpha/beta hydrolase domain-containing protein 17B
Exons: 4
Coding region: 345-1211 (288 amino acids)
Biological process (GO): protein depalmitoylation
Cellular component (GO): plasma membrane; endosome membrane
Molecular function (GO): palmitoyl-(protein) hydrolase activity
Source: RefSeq, a predicted model, not a curated record
GCAGCUGUGGGUGCUCGCUGAUGUGAGAUGAGAUCACCCGAACCGGACAGAUUAGAAUAGAAAUCUUGGUCUAGUUUCAUCACGUCACUACUACAUUAACACGGGGAGCCUUUGAUUUCGUAUGAGCAUCAAAUAGGGAGCACAUGUUGACAAGUUUAACUCAGCUGGUCGAGGCGGAGGCAGGUUUUGAGGGACUCUAGAAAGGGCUGAGUGGACCGAGUGUUCAGUUAAUGGGAAUUUCACGUUUGACUAAUCAAAAAUAGUGACUGCACCGGAUCACCAAAUUAAAGCAUUCCUGCAUUCACCAUCACUGCCAGCAACGGGACCUUCUUACACAGUGAAAGAUGAAUCACCUGUCUUUGAGUGAGCUAUGCUGCCUCUUCUGCUGUCCACCGUGCCCAAGCAAAAUCGCCUCCAAGCUGGCCUUCCUUCCCCCGGAGCCCACGUACACCUUGAUGUGUGACGAGAGUGGCAGCCGAUGGACCCUCCACCUCUCCGAGCGUGCGGAUUGGCAGUACUCUGCCCGGGAGAAAGAAGCCAUUGAGUGCUUCAUGAUUCGGACAUCUAGGGGGAACCGUAUUGCUUGCAUGUUUGUGCGAUGUUCUCCCAAUGCACGUUAUACGUUGUUGUUUUCCCAUGGUAACGCUGUGGACUUGGGCCAGAUGAGUAGCUUCUACAUUGGCCUGGGCUCCCGCAUCAACUGUAACGUGUUCUCAUAUGACUACUCUGGUUACGGGGCAAGCUCAGGGAAACCUUCAGAGAAGAAUUUGUACGCUGAUGUGGAUGCGGCUUGGCAUGCACUACGAACAAGGUAUGGUAUCAGGCCGGAGAAUGUGAUAAUUUAUGGCCAGAGUAUUGGCACGGUCCCUUCAGUUGAUCUGGCUUCUCGCUACGAGAGUGCUGCGGUCAUCCUACACUCCCCUCUGACCUCAGGCAUGCGAGUGGCUUUUCCGGACACCAAGAAGACCUACUGCUUCGAUGCAUUCCCCAACAUUGAUAAAAUCUCUAAAGUGACCUCUCCGGUGCUGGUAAUCCAUGGUACGGAGGAUGAGGUGAUUGAUUUUUCCCAUGGACUGGCCCUGUACGAGCGCUGCCAACGGCCUGUGGAGCCGCUCUGGGUGGAGGGGGCCGGCCACAAUGAUGUAGAGCUGUAUGGACAGUACUUGGAACGCUUGAAACAGUUUGUAGCCCAUGAACUUGUAGACUUAUAAAUGGACUUCAAGAUUAGGACUCACCAGUUAGCAACUGUGAACUUGACUGCAUUUAUCGUGUGUGUGUGUGUGUGUGUGUGUGUGUGUGUGUGUGUGUGUUUCUUAAUUAUUGAGUUGCACUGCUCAGUGGUGUAUAGAAGAUGGGAGGAGUGUCCUUACUGCCUUUCUUAGGGGUGUAUUUGUUUACCUGUAGUGGUGUGAGUGAGGGGUCAGCUGAUUCAGUGGCCCGAUGGAAGUUUCUGCUUGUGUCUUGAUACUGUGUACUAUAGAAUGAAACCCAUUCCAUUUAAGUCAGAUUUUUGUCUUUUGAUUUUGCUGUAUGCCUGUUUUAUAAGACCAUGUGGUGAACACAAUGAAGUACUCUACAAUGCAACAGAUGCAACAUUCUGACACAAAACAUUUGCCAUACAGGUGAUGCCAAAUACACACAGAGUGUGUGUGUGUGUGUGUGUGUGACUUUGAUACAUUACUGUUUAAAACAUCUCUGCUUAAAUGUGUACACGUUAUGUAAUUUCGUUUUUAUUUUAGUUAUUUUUGUAUUUUCCAGUGUUCUACAUGGCAACACACAUACUCUUCUAUACUUCACUUUAAAAUGUAUUAUCCUCUGUUGACAAUAUGAAAGUAGUAUGUUUUAACUUUCAAAUAAAGAAAUACACUUUGAAAUAAACACUUAAUUGCAGCUUGUAAAAGCCCAAACUGAACACACAUUCUGCUCAAGUACAACUCAGUGUCCGUAUACAGUACUGUGCAAAUGUUUUUGGCACUUAAGAUGUUUCACAAAAACAUUUGUCUUAAGAUGGUUAUUUAUAUAUUCAGCUUUAGUGUGUCAAUAGGAAAGAUACAUUUUAGACUCCCAAACAUUACUUUUGCAAAUAGAAAAGAUUAGAAUAGAAGAACAGGGCACUCUGCAUGAGAUGGCAUUGCCCCCACAAAGCCCCCCACUGACCAUCGAGUCCGUCUGGGAUUACAAGAAGAGACAAGAACUGUGGCGAAUUCUCCAAGAAGCUUGGAACAUCCUAUCUGCCAACAACCAAGAAAAACUGUGUCCAGAUGUACCUAGUAGAAUUGGGGCUGUUUUAAAGGCAAAUGUGGCCACACUGAAUACUGAUUUAGCUUUUUUAUGUUUACUGGACUUUGUAUGACAUGAAGUGAUAAAUGAAAACUAUUUAUGGCUUUAUUUUUGAAGACAUCACUAUGCAACAUUUUUCACAAGUGCCUAAAAUUUUUGCACAGUACUGUACAUAUUUGUUAUCCACAGAUGACUCGUUUUUGCACUUUUUUUUAUUUAUUUUUUUAAGGAAAAUAAUAUUGAUUACACACUCAACACACCUCUUGAUUCUGUAUGGAAUCAUUGCUUUCUUUUAUUAAAAUUGUCCAUUUAUACUGUCUUGUGUAUCAGAUGAAACCCAUAUACAGAAAUGCACAAAACUUUGUUGUUUUAUGCCAUGAUAAGGCUGUUACUUUGGACUUCUACUGCUCAAUUCAUGCAGUAGCGAUGUCAGAAGGUUUCUGUAGAUAAUCUAAGUUUGACUGAAACACACUGACUUGGUGAUAUGAGUUUGGAUGGAUGUGAUUUAUGUUUAUAUGUAAGGAAACAGAACAAUUCUCUUAAAUAUAUCUUCAUCUCAUUUGUUUGGAUGGGUUUUUUUUUUUUUUUUUUUUUUUUUUUUUGAAUGGCUGUACAAUAAAACUGGUAAUAAUACCAUUACUGAUAUAACUUGAUUUUAUUAUAAUGUAUUGCUCAGAAAAGAUUUUAACUGGUCAGACUGAAGCACAAACUGAUAUACUUCAAUUUGUCCAGAUGUGUUUUUCUUUUUUGUAAAAAUGAAAUUUGCUACACUGUGUGUAAUAAUGAUCUUGACAAUAGUUAUAAUUCAAAAAUUUAAAUAAACAUGUAUUUCAAAGACUA